Molecule: messenger RNA, 981 nt
Organism: Brassica rapa (field mustard)
Lineage: Eukaryota; Viridiplantae; Streptophyta; Magnoliopsida; Brassicales; Brassicaceae
Product: eukaryotic translation initiation factor 3 subunit K
Biological process (GO): regulation of translational initiation
Cellular component (GO): cytoplasm; eukaryotic translation initiation factor 3 complex
Molecular function (GO): translation initiation factor activity; ribosome binding
Source: RefSeq, a predicted model, not a curated record
AAUUUAACCCGAACAACUAUGAAAUUGUUCAGUUAUAGCCCAGUUGAUAAAGCGUCGUCGUUUCGGCACUAAAACCCUAGAUCCAUCUCCACCCUCCACAGUAAUCAAUCGAGCACGGAAGAGAGAGAUGGGAAAAGAGAUGGAGUCGCCGAAGGAGCAGAGCUCGUACACCGUUGAGCAGCUCGUCGCCGUCAAUCCCUUCAACCCCGAAAUCUUACCCGAUCUCGAAAACUACGUCAACGAGCAGGUUACAUCGCAAACGUAUAGCCUGGAUGCGAAUCUAUGCUUGCUUCGUCUCUAUCAGUUUGAGCCUGAGCGCAUGAACACUCACAUCGUGGCUCGAAUCUUGCUCAAGGCUCUUAUGGCUAUGCCAGCUCCAGACUUCAGCCUUUGCCUCUUCUUGAUUCCAGAAAGAGUGCAAAUGGAGGAGCAGUUCAAGACGCUUAUUGUUCUCUCACACUACCUUGAGACUGGGAGGUUCCAACAGUUCUGGGAUGAAGCUGCCAAGAACCGUCACAUUCUUGAGAGUGUUCCAGGUUUUGAGCAAGCUAUCCAAGCGUAUGCAAGUCACCUUCUUAGCUUAAGCUACCAAAAGGUUCCAAGAUCUGUGCUUGCCGAGGCUGUCAACAUGGAUGGUGCAUCUCUAGACAAGUUCAUUGAACACCAAGUGGCUAACAGUGGAUGGAUUGUAGCGAAGGAAGAUGGAAGUAUCGUCUUACCACAGAACGAAUUUAACCGUCCGGAGCUGAAGAAAAAUCCAGGUGAGAAUGUUUCCUUGGAACACAUUGCCCGCAUCUUCCCCAUCCUUGGUUGAACCAGUUUGUGAGGACUCUUUGAAAUUUUCCUUUUUGUCCCCGUCUUUUCAUGUACUACAACACUUUAAGACACUGUAAUGUGAUCUUUGCAUUAACAAUUAUAAGUAGUUGCUCGAUUUGACUGCACCGCAAAGAUUAUUGGAUGCUAUUAGAUUUAUACAGGGCC